Molecule: messenger RNA, 2998 nt
Organism: Helianthus annuus (common sunflower)
Lineage: Eukaryota; Viridiplantae; Streptophyta; Magnoliopsida; Asterales; Asteraceae
Product: long-chain-alcohol O-fatty-acyltransferase
Exons: 2
Coding region: 1871-2899 (342 amino acids)
Biological process (GO): lipid metabolic process
Source: RefSeq, a predicted model, not a curated record
UACCCUGUCUUACAUUUGACCAUUCUAACUUUUUCGAGUUUGUCGCCAGUUUCCUCCCUAAUGGAGUUAGAGGUUGGGAGCAAAAUGAAGAUAACAUAGAAAAAUCAGGGAGGAAAAUGGCUAUUUUUAAACUAUUGGAGCAAAACCGUUAAAAUGAUCAAACCACCGGGAGCAAAACGGAAGUUUACUCAAAAAACUUAUUUCAGUUAAAAAAUAAUCAAAUAAGCAGUUUGGAUAAGCAAUCAAAAACACCCUCAAAACCAAUAAGCCAACAUCAAGUUUUAUUAAGCAAUCACAAAUGCCCCUUAGAACAUAUAUCUUGAAUUACUCUGUAUAUCGUUAAUUAACAAUUGGAAAUAAGGUUUACUCUGUUGGUUGAAAUCAAUUUACGGGAUUAAGUUUGAUACAUUACGUAUCCGAGGGUUUGAUACAUUACGUACCUGGGGUAGAGGGAUGAUUUCGUUGCUUGAACGUUUAUUUCUUUCAAAGGAUUACUUCAAUAAAUUAAACUUAUUCAUUUGUGUUUUAGUCCACCCGCGAACCUCGCGGGUUCUUAAACUAGUUGAUAGAAUAUAAAAGAUCUCUGGUUAAAACAUGAGCAAUAGGAAUAAUUUAGAAUAAUUUGUAUAAAAUAAAACAGAGGUAACAUUUACUAAAGGAAAUGAAAAGUCAAAACCAAUAAAUUUUGUAUUAAUUACUUCUAAUAUUGACUAGGAAAUAAACAACAAGACCAUUAGGUGCGGAGGUUUUUUUUUUUUUAAUGAAACGAGAACUUCAUUAACAACGUCGAACCCGAAAACCAGGACGGAAAAACAAACAAAACUACAUAUUCACAAAUUUACACCAAUCCCUCCAUUCAAAUCUACAUUUCUUAGCUCUAUGCUUGAACCAAAAGAAACUAACAACCCUGAUUUCACUAAACAUCUCAUCUAUACUACACCAUAUUUGCUUGGCGUGCGGAUUUGGAUCGUAUCCCAACGGUUGAGGCGCUUGCAAAAAGGGGUAUGGUGUUGAUUGACGACAUUAGGUGCAGAGGUGGUUCAUCACUAGUUGAUGGGCCUUCAUGUAAACUGCCACGUCACCCAGGGGCAUCACCUCACUCGGUUGGUUAGCCCCACAAACCACCACACAAGCAAACCUCCUUGUUGGAGGAGGUGGUCCGCAGUCCACUCAACCGGACGAGUAUGGUUUGAAAGGAAUGGGGACCACUCACUCACAAUAUAUAUAUUUUUUUCCUUUUUUAGGGUGAAAAGCGGGGUGUGAUGUGAAUGUUUGAAAUGAUUUAUUGUUAGAGGAAAACAUGUGGUUUGGAGUGGUGAUGGUUUGGAAUGAUAUGUCAUGCUGACUUGAGAGUCUGUUGGAUGGACAAUUAUCGGUGUAAACAAGCCCAAAAGCUCGAGUGAUACUCGUGAUCGGCUCGGUUAAAAGUUUGAACGAGCCCGAGCAUGAAAUAAAACUCGUUUAGUUAUAGAGCCUGAAAUACAAAACUCAUUUAGGCUCGCGAGUCUAGACGAGCCUAAACAAAGUUUUAGUUUUUUUUUGUAUAUGAUAUAAUAAUAAUGAUGAUAACAUUGACGAUCUCAGCUUUGGCUCGUUUAAGCGAUAUUGAAACUAGCUCAAACCGAAUUUUUAGCCCGUUUGAGAUUGUUCUCAAAAUAGUUCGAGCCGAGCUCGAGUUUUGAGUUUUGCUCACGAGCCGAGUUUGAACUCAAAUAGAUAGGCUCGAACCGAGCCACGCUCGAGCUUCAUAAAAAUAUGACAAACCGAACUCAAGCCUAGUCACUAGUCAGGCUCAAUCGAGCUCAUUUUUGCUCUAAACAUAACUACCACGUGUCAAAUUUAUUUCAACGAAAAAAAGAAACGAACAGAAAUGGAAGACAAUUCAGAACUCAAAACCUUCAUCAAAAUCUGGUUUACCGCCAUCGCAUCUCUCUGCUACUGCUACUUCAUUCCAAAUCACAUCCCCCAUGGCUUCCGGCGCUUACUCUCUCUCCUACCAGUCAUCAUCGUCUUCUUCCUCCUCCCACUGCCACUCACCACCAUCCACCUCGCCGGUCCCACCAUCUUCUACCUCGUCUGGCUCGGUAACUUCAAACUCCUACUCUUCGCCUUCAACCGCGGUCCGUUAUCCUCCAAACCGCCGUUAAAACUCCUCAAUUUCAUCUCAAUCGCACUUCUUCCGAUAAAUCCGAAACACACAGAUCGAGAUCUGGAUUCAGUUUCAUCGCAUAAACCGAUAUUAUUAGCGGUUAAAGCUUUGAUUCUCGCUCUAAUUGUAGUUGCGUAUCAGUACAGAGAUAAUCUACAUCCGAAUGUGAUUUUAGGUUUUUAUUGUUGUAAUGUUUAUCUCGGUGUUGAGCUAGUAUUAGCAAUAACCGCUUUUUUCGUUAGGUUUAUUCUCAGAUUUGAUUUCGAAAUCGAACCGCAGUCCAACGAACCGUAUUUAGCUUCAUCGCUGCAGGAUUUUUGGGGCCGGAGGUGGAACCUUAUGGUGACGCGGAUCCUCCGGCCGACGGUUUACGAUCCGGUGCGUGAGGUUUUGUCGCCGGUGAUCGGUAAAACGUGGAGCCGAAUGCCGGCGAUUGUGGCGACUUUUGUGGUGUCUGGAUUGAUGCAUGAGUUGAUAUAUUGGUACUUUACACGUGUCAGGCCGACGUGGGAGGUGACGUGGUUUUUUGUGGUGCAUGGAGUGUGUACGGCGGUUGAAGUGGCGGUUAAGAAGGUGGUUGAUGGUAGGUUGAGGUUGCAUAGGGCGGUGUCUGGGGUGGUUACGGUGGCGUUUGUGGCGGUUACUGGUGUUUGGCUAUUUUUGCCGCAAAUAUUGAGGAAUGGUGUGGAUGUUAAGGCGAUUGAUGAAUAUAAAGUUGUGGUGAACUUUUUGAAGUCUAAAAUGGAGUAAAAUAUGAUAAUCGUGUUGAUGUAGAGUGUACUAAAUUGUUUUGCAUUUGGACCUUUACUUUUUUCUUUAAAAUUCUAUCCAAAUGAUUUUUUUUGGUUA